AGAGUGUGGAAACAACAUCGGAGCUGAAGCUUUUCACCGAUGGUAUGCAGAGCAGGUGGCAGGUGGCAGAGGUCAUGAUGGACUCUGUUUCACUUUCCUGUAAAGACUUGACCUCCUGGCAGGGGCUCCUGCUCACAGUCUCCCUUUUAACCUGCUGGCUGCUUCCCACCACUUCCAAGCUCACCAUAAAAUCAAUGCCUCCCAUUGCUGUUGAAGGGGAAAAUGUUCUUCUGUUUGUGCAUAACCUGCCGAAGAAUGUUAAAGCCUUUUCCUGGUACACAGGACCUGCACCAUUCAAGUGUUGUGAAAUUGCAAGUCAUGUGAUAGCAACCAAUUUUACUGUGGUAGGACUUGCACACAGUGGUAGAGAGACAGUACUCAACAAUGGAUCUCUGCUGAUCAAAAGUGUCACCAGAAAAGACUCAGGAUACUACACUCUACGAACACUUGACUCAACCUCAAGACCUGAAAUAAUACAUACUGAAUUCUUUGUACACAGCCCACUUUUAGGCUACAAGACGCAUCUUACACCUUCUCAACUCAAAAUUCGGUUGGUGCCACUUAUGGUUGAAGAAAACAACAAUAUUCUUCUGUGGGUUAAUAACCUGCCACAGAAGCUUCAAGGCUUUGCCUGGCACAAAGGAGUACUUCCACUUGACCACUUAAAGGUAGCAAGCCAUUCAUUCCUCACCAAUUCAACCAUGCGGGGGUAUGCGUACAAUGAAAAAGUGAUCAUUCGCAAUGAUGGAUCCUUGCUUCUCUUGAAUGUCAAAAAGAAAGACGCAGGGCUUUACACCCUACGAACCCUAUCUAUGGAUCUGCUAUCGGAAUGGGCUAUUAUUGACCUCCAAGUAAAGAACCCUUGAAAUCGGGUUUCAGACAAUCAAAGACCAACAAGUAAAUCACUGCCCUCGAAGAAUAGAAGAGGAAUGUCAACCAUGUGUGUUACUUCUCGCCUUACUCUCUAUUCUGAAUAAAAAGCUUUCUGCAUACCUG
Molecule: messenger RNA, 996 nt
Organism: Mastomys coucha (southern multimammate mouse)
Lineage: Eukaryota; Metazoa; Chordata; Mammalia; Rodentia; Muridae
Product: carcinoembryonic antigen-related cell adhesion molecule 3-like
Exons: 4
Coding region: 45-866 (273 amino acids)
Biological process (GO): T cell activation
Cellular component (GO): external side of plasma membrane
Source: RefSeq, a predicted model, not a curated record